Symsagittifera roscoffensis is the source of this 2647-nucleotide messenger RNA. RefSeq lists its product as uncharacterized. The coding region runs from base 648 to 2429 and encodes 593 amino acids. Gene Ontology annotation, cellular component: membrane. Lineage: Eukaryota; Metazoa; Xenacoelomorpha; Acoela; Convolutidae. The record is from RefSeq and is a predicted model, not a curated record. Gene Ontology annotation, molecular function: ABC-type transporter activity; ATP binding; ATP hydrolysis activity. The transcript has 6 exons.
ACGUGUGCUUUCCUUCUCAGGCAGGAUGUUGUGUUGGUGCAGCAUUGCUACAGAAAAAACGUGGUUUUUGCUUUUAACUCGACUGUUUUUUUGUGAUAUUUUUUGCGAGUUGCUUUUUUAUUUUUAAAAUGCAGCGUUUCAAAACCGGUCAAAGACCGUCGCAGUUUUAUUAGCAAUUAUUAUUCAAGCAGUUAUUGACAAAAUUUGUCAAAAACAAACCAACAAACCAAAGCAUGACUAAAAACCUGCUUUGAUUACACUUUUUGUCGAGUACCUGCCUGUUCAAGUACAUAUCACGACAGAUUAAAUCUUACCAAUCUAAUCUUUCAGACAAUACUUUUUGUUGUUUGCCUUAUAAUUGUCAACUGAUUUCUAGUUAGUCGCUUGAAUGAUUUGUGACUCAAAUUGCUAAAAUUUAAAGUUCUUGCUUAUUUAACUAUAUAUUUACGCAAGCAGCAAACACGUUUUGCACCAAAACGCGAAAAUUCCUGACAAAAAAGAAAUUAAUUUUUGUGCACUUUCAAACUUUCGAUUUAACUUGAUAAUCAGUGUUUGUACCAAUUCAGCUAAACAGAGUUAGCGUUGGUUUUAUCUUUGCACCUACAAAAGUUGUUAUACGCUGUUUUUGUACAUAAACUUCAACUGCAAUGGUUGCGAUCGAAAUGAGUCCGACAAGUCCACAAGCGAAAACUGACCAUAAUUUUUCCCUGGCCUGGGAAAGUUUGACCUACACUGUCAAAUCAAAAGGUGCCCAGAAAGCCCUCAUUUCUGACCUUCAUGGCAUGUUGAGCCCUGGCAGUGCACUGGCAGUCAUGGGUCCUUCUGGUUGCGGAAAAACGACUCUUCUGAACAUUCUGGCUGAUAGAAUCAAGAUUUCAAAUGCAAUUUCGGGACAGAUUUACGUCAACGGCAAACCACGAAGCUCGUCCAAGUUCCGCAAUAUCUCCUCCUACGUGGCUCAGAGUGACUCGCUGAUGGACAUCUUCACCGUGAGGGAGACCAUCUCAUUCGCAGCCAGUCUCAGCUACCCUUUCUUCAUGAAGGGAAAAGACAAAAAACAGAAGGUUGACGAGUUGGCGGCUGAGAUGGGCAUCAGCGGCUGCAUGGACGCCAGAGUGGGUGGGAACUUAUUCAAGGGCAUCAGUGGGGGUCAGAUGAAGAGACUAAGUGUGGCACUGUCACUCAUUUCCAACCCAUACAUUCUGCUGCUGGAUGAGCCCACUAGUGGACUGGACAGUGCGGCCACUAUGGGCGUCAUGGGACAUAUACAGUCACUCACAAAACAAGGUCGCACCAUCAUCUAUUCGAUCCACCAGCCGUCCUCCGAGGUGUUCCAGUCGUUCGACCUGCUCUGUCUCCUCUCGCGGGGAGAGUGUAUCUACUACGGAAAGGCAGACCAGGCAGUCGCAUUCUUCUCAGGUCUCAACUACAAGUGUCCACAGUACUCUAACCCGGCAGACUACUUCUUGACCGUUAUCAACACUGACUUCGAGGGCCACGGCGAUGUGGAAGCAAUCGUCAAGUCAUUCAAGGAUGGACAGCAGAUGAAGCAACUCAAAGAAGGAAUUGAAAAGGACAAAGCGAGUGGUAAGGCGGACUCAUCGUCAACAGAGAUUCGCAAAUUCCAGGCAAACUGGCUCGUUCAGUUCCUGUUUCUCACCAAACGCAACAUGAUCAACAGUGUGAUCAACCCUGGAAUAUACUGGGUUCGAAUCGUCAUGUACUUCAUGUUAUGCUUGAUGAUGGGAACGAUGUACUUGAAGACGAACGAGGACAUAACCGAAGACAUGCUAAUCCCGCUGCUCUUUUACUGCCAGGCGUUCUUGGUAUUUAUGUCUGUUGCGGUCCUGCCGUUCUUUAUGCUGCAGCAACCGGUAUUCGUCCGCGAACGAUCGAACGGACUGGUUGACGUAUUUCCGUUUGUAUUUUCUAACUUCGUGAGCGCGUUACCUGGAAUCCUUCUGAUUACUGUCCUUUCGACAGUGAUGGUGAUCUUCAUGACUGACCUGGACGGUUUCUGGGGGUUUUUCGUGAACUUAUUUCUCUCGUUAGUCUGCGCUGAAUCCUUGAUGCAUGUUCUCAGCGCCUCGACUCCUCAUUACAUAAUCGGAAUUGCGCUGGGAGCUGGAUUCUUCGGGAUGUUCAUGUUGGCGGAAGGCUUCAUGGUUCCAAAAGAUGCAAUUCCUCCAUGGUGGAUCUGGGCUCAUUACAUUGCAUUUCACAGCUAUUCGUUCCGAAGUUUCAUGUACAACCAAUGGGGUGAUAAAAACGACCUUGCUGCAGUGAGCAUUAAAACGCAGUACCCGGUCAUAGCUGACAUGGACGAAGAUGACUUCAGGAAUGACAUGUUUAUUCUGAUGGGAUAUGGUUGCGGUCUACAAAUUGUAUUUUUCCUCAUCAUUUAUUUCUUUCACACUGGUCGACAGUGAAACUGAAGACAGCGAGUGUCAAAAAAUUCAAACAAAAAGAUUGACUGCAGAUGUUUUAGCAAUCUCUGCCCUUCAUCAACGAAAAAAAUAAAAUUAAACGUUUUAUUUUCCUUUUAGUUGCUACCAGCAGUAGCAUUAACAAUAGUUUGAUAUAAAAUUAAAGUGAUUUCCAAUGUUCAAUUCUGUCAAAAUGUUAAUUUCCUUUUUCUAUUCAAAUA